Molecule: messenger RNA, 1167 nt
Organism: Heteronotia binoei (common prickly gecko)
Lineage: Eukaryota; Metazoa; Chordata; Lepidosauria; Squamata; Gekkonidae
Gene: GPN3
Product: GPN-loop GTPase 3
Exons: 8
Coding region: 116-970 (284 amino acids)
Molecular function (GO): GTPase activity
Source: RefSeq, a predicted model, not a curated record
GAGGAGAGGGAAUGAGAGGACCAAAGGCGGCCUGCACUACGGAAAGGUCCCUGGGCCAAACUAGUGGCACUCGCUGUUUCCCAGGGCUGGACAGGGGCAAAAACGCGCUCUUACCAUGCCCCGCUUCGCCCAGCUGGUGAUGGGGCCGGCGGGGAGCGGGAAGAGCACUUACUGCCACACCGUGGUCCAGCACUGCGAAGUGCUGAAGCGCUCUGUUCAGGUAGUUAAUCUGGAUCCGGCAGCAGAACAUUUUGACUACAAUGUCAUGGCAGACAUCCGAGAGUUAAUAGAAGUGGAUGAUGUCAUGGAAGACGAUUCUCUGAGGUUUGGGCCCAACGGUGGCUUGGUUUUCUGCAUGGAAUACUUUGCGAAUAACUUUGACUGGCUGGAAGAAUGUCUCGGCCACGUGGAAGACGAUUACAUACUUUUUGAUUGCCCAGGUCAGAUUGAGCUGUACACUCACUUGCCAGUGAUGAAACAGCUGGUGGAGCAGCUUCAACAGUGGGAAUUCCGCGUCUGUGGAGUUUUUCUUGUCGAUUCUCAAUUUAUGGUGGAGUCCUUUAAGUUUAUCUCCGGUGUUAUGGCAGCCCUCAGUGCGAUGGUGUCUUUGGAAAUUCCCCAAGUCAGCAUCAUGACCAAGAUGGACUUGCUGAGCAAGAAAGCCAAAGCAGAAAUCGAAAAGUACCUGGACCCUGAUAUGUAUUCGAUGCUGGAAGAUUCGACGGGUUUGCUCCAAAGCAACAAGUUCAAGAAGCUGACAAAGGCCAUCUGCGGGCUGAUCGACGACUACAGCAUGGUCCGCUUCCUGCCGUUCGACCGCUCUGACGAGGAGAGCGUCAACAUCGUCCUGCAGCACAUCGACUUCGCUAUCCAGUACGGGGAGGACCUCGAGUUCAAAGAGCCAAAGGAAACGGAGGAAGACAAACCUUCUGCUUAUGAUGAAUUCUUUCAAGACAGAGAGGACGAAUGAAGACUCCUGGCUGGUUUUAGCGAGGCUCUCGUCAUGUUUCCUGCAUCUCGGACUUUAAAACAGACCUUGGAAUCGCACCGGGCUGUGGGGGGGGGGCUUUCCCCCAGGAAGCUCGUUAUGUAUAUAAGUGUACAGCUGCAACUUCACAUGCGGUUUUCUCAUCUUUAAAGGGGGAUGAAUAAAUUAUUUGUGUCGUU